Molecule: messenger RNA, 1217 nt
Organism: Planococcus citri (citrus mealybug)
Lineage: Eukaryota; Metazoa; Arthropoda; Insecta; Hemiptera; Pseudococcidae
Product: serine/threonine-protein kinase Nek7-like
Exons: 5
Coding region: 602-1021 (139 amino acids)
Biological process (GO): protein phosphorylation
Molecular function (GO): protein serine/threonine kinase activity; ATP binding
Source: RefSeq, a predicted model, not a curated record
AGAAUUACAGAUCUCUGUGCAAUAAAAACAAUUUCCAGUGUUAUCAAAUUUUAAUUGAACAGGUGUCUGUUUCCUGAUAUGAUUUAAUUAACAAUUUUGUUUGCAAUAAAUUGAAAAUAUGUCGUCACAACGUUUGAAAAUCGGACAACAUUUAUUAAUAGAAAAGUGUAUAGGUCGAGGCACUUUUAGCGCUGUGUAUCAAGUUGUGAAUGUGAAAAGUGCAGAGAAAUUCGCCUUGAAACAAGUGUUUAUAUCCGACAUUGAAGACAAAAAAGCGAGAAAUGAUUGCUCCAAUGAAGUUUAUUUGUUACAGGUAUGCGAAUUGCGCAGCGUUUAGAUCACCCGAAUAUAAUCAAGUAUUUAUGCUGAGAAUUCGAUCAAGUUAGCGGAACACUACACGUAUUGUUAGAAUUGGCAUCCAAUGGAGAUUUAUCGCAUUUUAUCGCUGAUCAUAUUAAGAACAUUAGACUCAUACCGGAAUCAACCAUUUGGAAGUUCAUUAUUCAAUUAAGUUCGGCUUGAUCAUAUUAAGAACAUUAGACUCAUACCGGAAUCAACCAUUUGGAAGUUCAUUAUUCAAUUAAGUUCGGCUAUCGAUUUCAUGCAUGCGAAUAGGAUAAUCCAUAGAGAUGGUGACAUUAAAAUUUGCGAUUUCGGACUUGGAAAGUGUUUCGUCGAUGGGGACAGGUUGUAUUCAACAUCGGCCCUUGGUUCACCUUAUUACAUGAGUCCUGAAAGACUGCUUAGGGAAAAGUACUACUUCAAUAGUGAUAUUUGGUCAUUAGGAUGUAUCAUUUAUGAACUGGCAGCUUUGCAGUCACCUUUCUAUGUCAGUAAAUUGGACAUGAAUUUGCUCAUUAAAAGAGUUAUCUCUCGAGAUUUUGCACCUGUGCCAUCAGAUUUAUAUUCUAAAGAAUUACAUGCAGUCAUCGAAACUUGUCUGACAGUUGACUGUAAAAAGAGACCUUCAGCUCAUCAUAUAUUAGGUUAUGCAAAUGAUUUUUGUGCCCAGCAUUACUAAUUUAGUUGACCAGGUUUAGCUUAAAUUUUUAAUAGGUAAGUAAUAAUUUAAGAUUUUAUUCAAAAAUUAAGAAUUAUUUUAAAAUUUAUUUUUUAACUUGUGUAAACGAAAGUGAGAUAAUUAGACUUUGUAAUUGUUUUUGAUUUACCUAAGUAGAUAAUAUUUUUUUUUUAAUGUGAAUAAAACUUCAAGAUGA